This is a messenger RNA of Etheostoma cragini (Arkansas darter), 2545 nucleotides long. RefSeq names its product ETS variant transcription factor 5a (gene etv5a). NCBI's taxonomy places the organism in Eukaryota, Metazoa, Chordata, Actinopteri, Perciformes, Percidae. The coding region runs from base 310 to 1941 and encodes 543 amino acids. Gene Ontology annotation, biological process: regulation of transcription by RNA polymerase II; cell differentiation. The record is from RefSeq and is a predicted model, not a curated record. Gene Ontology annotation, cellular component: nucleus. Gene Ontology annotation, molecular function: sequence-specific DNA binding; DNA-binding transcription factor activity, RNA polymerase II-specific. The transcript is spliced from 13 exons.
GAUCCACCAAUCAGCGCCUGUCUCUGCGUGCCGCUCGAGCCCAGGGGAAAAACCGACCGGGCCAUUAACGAAAAGCUCAGUCAAGUUUUGUCAGUCGGAGGAGACACAUCGUUGUACCAGUGCGCAGUCCAUUAUACGACUAUCGCUACGUGGUUGUUGUGUUUGUGGAUGUUUCUACCGUAUUGUUUCGACACAGAGGACGUCUAUAAACCCAGACAAGUGACCCACGAAGUGACCCGGGCGCUGUCGCUUUAAAGCGAACACCUCCCCCUCCCCACAAUAUUGGAGCCCCCCAAUCACCCACAUAACAUGGAUGGAUUCUAUGACCAGCAAGUCCCAUUCAUGGUCCCACCCAGUCAGCACAAGUCUCACGUGGAGGAACCAUCUCACAACAGGCCUCUGAGCGACAGGAAAAGGAAGUUUGUCGACACAGAACUCGCCCAGGACACAGAAGAUCUCUUCCAAGACCUCAGUCAGCUGCAAGAGAUCUGGAUUGCAGAAGCUCAGGUGCCUGAUGACGAACAGUUUGUCCCAGAUUUCCAGUCGGAGAGCUUGAUGUUUCAUGGCCCGCCCCCAGCCAAGAUCAAACGAGAGCUGACUCCCUCCAGAGAGUUCUCUCCCUGUCACCAGGACAGGAGUCCCAUGCCCUACGGAGAGAAGUGCCUUUACAGCUACAGUGCCUGUGACAGGAAGUCCACUCCUGGGUUCAAGCCAUUAACUCCACCAUCAACACCAGUCUCUCCCUGCGGCCCUACCGGAACAGCAGGGACGCACCCUCUGAGUGCGCAGACCCCCCCUCCUCACCCCCAUGUAGCCAAUCCGACCCCAGGGCCGCGUCCGGUGCACGUACAGCAGCCUAUGACAGCGAGCGCCGGUUCUCCUAACCAGCAAGCAGUCCACAGCCCACCCUUCGCCGUGCCCUGUGCACCCAUCAACCAGGAUGCCAACAACUUCACACCUGAGCAUAGGUUCCAGCGGCAGAUGUCAGAGCCAUGUCUACCCUUUCCCCAAUCCGAGAGUCAAGGGCGCCCCCAGUUCUUGCCCCAGCCUCCCAGCCGCAACAAUAACAACAACAACAGUCUGCCACGUGACGGCCGGCCGCCCUACCACCGCCAAAUGUCAGAGCCGUUGGUAGCUGUGCCACCCCAGGGUUUCAAGCAAGAGCUAAUCGACCCACGCUACACAGAGCAGGGAGUCCCCUCCAUGGGCCCCCCAGGUCCACCCCCGGGUCCUCUGCAUCAGGCUGCUUUCCACCCCAUGGCCAUCAAGCAGGAGCCUCGUGACUAUUGCUUUGAUUCUGAAGUGCCUAACUGUCACUCAUUGUUUGGGAGAGCGGGGAGCUUCUACCAAAAUAACCAUGAAAGCUUCUCCUUCGACAGAGAUCAUCAGCUGUACUUUGACGAUACCUGUGUGGUCCCUGAAAAAUUAGAAGGUAAAGUCAAACAGGAACCCUCUGUUUAUCGUGACGGACCUCCCUACCAGCGCCGGGGCUCCCUGCAGCUCUGGCAGUUCCUGGUCACAUUACUGGACGACCCAGCCAACGGCCACUUCAUUGCCUGGACUGGUCGUGGAAUGGAGUUCAAACUCAUUGAGCCUGAGGAGGUGGCUCGUCGCUGGGGCAUCCAGAAGAACAGACCGGCCAUGAACUAUGACAAGCUGAGCCGCUCGCUGCGUUAUUACUACGAGAAGGGCAUCAUGCAGAAGGUAAAGGUGGCCGGUGAGAGGUAUGUGUACAAGUUUGUGUGCGACCCCGAGGCUCUAUUCUCCAUGGCCUUCCCUGACAACCAGAGGCCCAACCUGAAGGUAGACCCGGACAGCCUGCUAGGGCUGGACGACGACACCGUGCCCCUCACCCACUACGAGGAAACUCCUCCCUACGUGCUAGACGCCGGGGAGCAGUGUGUGGCAGGCUUGCCGUAUCCAGAAGGCUACAGCUACUAACAAGCAGAGGGGUUGUGACGCACAUAACACAUGUACAUGCAAAACACUCCGAAAGUCUCUCGACAGCCACUUUUAAAAAUCCAAGAGCGGGAACUGCUGAGCUGCUCGGAAGAAUAACCUCGCCCUCUGCUCCUUUUCAUGGUUUCCUCUCCUGCUCCCUGGAAAACCUUCAUGAGACUCUGUAAGCUCCCAAGCUAAGAAUGAAUGAGGGAAAAGCCUGCGACAUCAUGCGAGAACGAGGGUUGCGAAACCGGCGAGGUUGAGCUGGACUGCAAGGGGCUGCUGUUGCUACGGAGACCAACAAAGCGAGGCCACAUGCCGCCAACUUUGAAAGAACUGACAACUCCCCCCCCCCCCCCCCCCCCCCCCCCCCCCCCCUUUGUACAAGACUUGUUGCAUUUCUGAUUUUGUGACAAUCUGCUUUCCUUAACAAAAAUCAAGUAACCAACAAGAUUAAAGACAUUUAAAAAAAAAAAAACUAAUAAGAUAUUCUAAACUCAGCACUAUUCUAUAGUUGCCUUUUUGGGACCCCCAUUUUCAUGUCGCCACUUAUGAACUACAAGAUCCGUAAAAGGGCUGUAAUUUGCAAAAACGGAUUGACAAA